Rhincodon typus (whale shark) is the source of this 4306-nucleotide messenger RNA. It is a transcript of the gene slc25a14, whose product is annotated as solute carrier family 25 member 14. Lineage: Eukaryota; Metazoa; Chordata; Chondrichthyes; Orectolobiformes; Rhincodontidae. Gene Ontology annotation, cellular component: mitochondrial membrane. The record is from RefSeq and is a predicted model, not a curated record. Bases 540 to 1412 code for a protein of 290 amino acids. Gene Ontology annotation, biological process: mitochondrial transport. The transcript is spliced from 10 exons.
CAUGCGGAAAUGAUGCAGGAGUAGCUGCGCUAGAGGACAGUCAGGUUCUCUUCUUUCUUUUCUCCUCGAGAUACAAUGAGAGACUGACCCUUCCCAAGACAGAGCAGAGAGGGAGAGAGAUAGCCUGCCACCCGCUGAGGGAAAUUCUCUGCACGGAGACAAGUCUGACAGGGGGGUAGGGGUUAGGAGCGCAGUCCCGGGAGGUCCCUCCUAGGCCCCGGCCCCCACAAGCCUCACUGCCGGGAGGGUGCACAUUUUUUAUGUGUUUCAGGUUUGCAUCACUCUCACAAGGUUAAGUCAGCGCAUCUCUAGGAUUCUCGUUGCGAUAACUGACUUGACUGCGAGGCGUCCAGACCCGAAACGUCAGCUUUCCUGCUCCUCUGAUGCUGCCUGGCCUGCUGUGUUUAUCCAGCUCCACACCUUGUUAUGUCAGACUCUAGCAUCGGCAGUUCCUACUAUCUCUGACUUGAGUGCGAAAUGCCCUGAGGAGACUAACCACUGAGUUGCACCUGCCAGUUAGAACUGGCGAAGGUCGGGAGAUGUCCAACCUAAACUGGAAACCUUUUGUCUAUGGAGGCCUGGCUUCUGUCACUGCUGAGUUUGGAACAUUUCCAAUUGACCUGACAAAAACUCGGCUGCAGGUUCAGGGUCAGCUUAUUGACUCUCGUUACAAGGAGAUUAAGUACAGAGGAAUGUUACAUGCCUUACUCAAGAUAUGUAAGGAGGAAGGAUUGAGGGCUCUUUAUUCCGGCAUCAGUCCAGCUCUGCUGCGUCAGGCAUCCUAUGGCACCAUCAAGAUCGGAACUUACCAAAGUUUGAAGCGCCUUUUUGUAAGCUGUCCACAAGAUGAAACGCUCCUUGUAAAUGUUCUAUGUGGGAUUCUUGCUGGAGUGGUUUCGUCAUCUAUUGCCAACCCUACAGACGUAUUAAAGAUUCGGAUGCAGGCUCAAAGUGGCCUGUGUCAGGGGAGUAUGAUUGGGAAUUUUAUUAAUAUCUACCAGCAAGAGGGCACCAGAGGAUUAUGGAGGGGAGUGAGCCUCACUGCUCAGCGAGCGGCCAUUGUAGUUGGUGUGGAAUUGCCCGUCUACGAUAUCACUAAAAAGCACAUCAUCCUGUCUGGCCUCAUGGGAGACACAGUCUACACACAUUUUCUAUCAAGCUUUACCUGUGGCUUAGCUGGUGCCUUGGCCUCCAAUCCGGUUGAUGUAGUGCGGACUCGCAUGAUGAACCAGAAAGUGCUUUCAGGGACUCACGUAAUUUACAAGGGGACUCUGGAUGGUCUUCUACAAACAUGGAAGACUGAAGGUUUCUUGGCUCUGUACAAAGGAUUCUGGCCCAAUUGGUUACGUCUGGGGCCUUGGAAUAUCAUUUUCUUUAUUACAUAUGAACAGCUCAGAAAGAUCCCUGUGUAAUGUCCUGUUAAUCUCUGCAGGACUGUUCUUCAUGCUCGCACUGCUGCCUGGCAUUUGUUUGUUGACAGGAGGGAAGCAUUCAUUCACCCUGUUGCCUUCCACCCUUGUAGGGUGUUGCAUGAAUGUUACUGCACUUGAAUUCAGAUACAUUGUGUGGAAAAGAUGACUCACGCACAGCGACCAAUGACUUUAACUUUCUGGUAACAAUUGAGAAGAUUCAAUGCAUUAAAGUCCCAAUUGAUGAUGGUGAUACUGCCAAAUAGGAAACCACUCAACAGAAAUGGGGUUGUGGGGUAGAACAACCCAACUGUGAAUGUCAGGCUGCACAUACAUACCCUCACACAUUCACAUGCAUUGCGUGCUCAGCACAUAACUGGGAAUGUGUCUUUGGGGAGGUGUGUGCGAAUGUGGGGGUUACUCAUAAAGAAGUCUUUUGCACUUGAAGCUAAACAUGUUUUUGGACUGCCUUGAACUUUCUGGGCUUCAAAGGUUUGCCUAUGACCCCUGGUCCACAUAUCAGCUUAUUAUCUAUGUUCUCAUUAAUGAGUAUACUCAUUAAGAUCCCAAAUCAGCAUUUAUCUACCAGUGAUACAAAAACAGAUUUCUGCGGCCCAGAACACAUGGAUUGCCAACCGAGCAGAGUGGUGCAGACUCGAAGGUGAGCUAUUGGGUUUUGGACCCCUCACCUUGCACAGUGCAGAGGUUGAGAUAUACUGGGCUCAGACCUUAGAAUGGCAUUAUGCACAACAUAGGAAGUGAGUUUCUGUGGCUCGAGUCCUUCAACAAAUAUGCAUAAUGUUGAGGAUAGGUAUCAUGAAUCUUGGGAGCCUCUGCCACAUUCCACACAAUGUUGAUAUGCCAAAUCAAUUAGUAGCACAGAACUUGCAUUCACUGUUUACAAAGUUGAGACUGGUUUGGAGGAAGAACAUUUGAAGUGUAUUGGUAAUUGGUGUAUUAUGUCAGGACUGAGCUUCAGUUGGAUACAGUCACCAAACAACUCACAUCACGAAGCUGCUUCUCAAAUUUCAAAAACAAUGAUUCCUUAAGAAUCAAUCAAAUUUACAAUAGAUCCUCAGUGUGAUUUCUUUUAACAUAUUCCUGAAGGUCUAAUUUUGAAGCUGGCUUUGCUUGGUGUUGAACUGGUUCAUUCUGCUUUCUCGCUGAAAGUGUGAUGUGUUAAACACCUGGUGAUUUUGACACUGUCAGUCCAGUUGGCAGACACUUCCCACCUUCGUGCAGAGCAGCCCUGCACUAAGAAAUGAGCCUGUAGCCUGGUCUGCAGGUGCUUUCCUACACCAAGAUUUUUAUUUUUACCUUCUCUACAUGUUUGAGAUGUUUUGAUGGUUAUGCGCCAGUGGUAGAAGGGCUGUCAGGAGCUUAAAUCAUGGAGUCACCAUUUAUUUUGCAGUUUGUUCAUUGAGAAAAAUUAUGUCAGAGAAAAACAAAUACUUGCCACCUGGUGACUGCCUCCAUACAGAUCUCAGCAUCAUUUCAGUGUUAAAUCGAAUUCAGAAAGGUCAUUUCAAAAAAAAAGAGAUUCUCAAGUUGUUGAAGUAUUUUUAAGCUCUUAAUAACUAAAUCAGAGACAAUCUGCAAGCAUUCAUGGUUACUCAUUUAUUUUUGGGCCAAAAUGACAUGCCAUUGGAAGCAGUGAAGCUCUCCUUGGGAAUGGAUUUUAUGAACGCUGCAUGUCAGUGACGUUGCUGAGACCUGUCUGAGGGCACUGUGGCCUGUCUUGACCAUGUCCGCAAUCACAAGAGUCUCAAGGGAGCUAGUGACUUCUAGAUCAGGUAUUACUUCAGUGCAGCUGUUUGUGUAUUGUGGCCUCCUGAUCCUAUUCAGGUUACACUCAACAUGGGGAUUGGGAAAUCCUCUUGAGAUAAGAGUGUAUGUUGAAUUUCAGAUUUAAUUUUGAAAUACAAAGCACAAAUGUUUCUCUAUUUUUAUGUGAGACUGAAAGCUAGUGCUGACCAGUCAUUCGGUUCUGAAAAGGUUCAGCUGUUGUCAAUUUUUUCAAUGUAGCACAGACUGUUGAAUGAUCUCCUGUGAGAGAGUUGUCAUGUGUGGGUGCCUGUUUAAUUACUCAGUUUUGGUAUGUAUAUGCUAGGAGUUUGUCAAGGCUUUUUGGGGUUCGGACUUGAACAUAGAAUGGGAAUUGCAAAGGUCUACCUGUAUGAUUUGUAGUUGUGUCAUAAUUUUAAAAUAAUGAACGCUAUAAUUAUGUACAUUGGUUGAUCAACUCCAUUUAAUUUUUGAACUUCCUAAAUGGCAUAUCAGUACAGCAUUUGCUGGAUGCUAUCACCCUGUUCCCAAAGUCUUACUCCUUAAACAUCAGCACCUUGCUGUCCUGCCUAUGUCUCUGCCUCCGGUUAUUCACAGUUAAAUAAUGAAUCCAGGGCUUUCUCAUACAGUGUUAUGUAAUGUUCCUUCAUAACCAAGACAGACAGACCAACUGACUGUUACUUACAUCAGCAUCUUAAUCACUUUCUCACAUCUCAGUUUUAACUUGUGAGAACUAUGCUUUAUGAUAUAUUUGUAGUUCUUUCAAAUUGCAUGGAAGAAAAUGGUCAAAUGAUCCUCAAAUGUGGCUGUAGCAUUUGAACUUUACACAAUUGAAGGGACCGGAGCCAUGAACACACCAGAAAAGGAUAUUUCUUACUUCUUCAUGAGUAAUUGCAGUGAAGACAUUAGCAGCAGCUGCAAUCACAGGUCUGGGAUAUUGUUCAUCAGUUAUUUUGGUGCUGAGUCUUAUUGCUUUAUUUCAAUGUUUCAGCAGCAAUGUAUUGGAUACCACUGGUCUCACAGAUAUUUUCAGCUGUUCAUUACACUGUUCCCCUCUGGAUAAUUGCACAAAAGCAUUCAAUAUGGAAAAUAAAAUAUUAAUUGUGCAAUGA